AUGUCGGUGCUAUGUUGCACAUGUGUUGUAGCUGCAGCUAUUGCCGUGCCUCUCGUUAUAUUGUCCCGAAAUACUUCAUCAUCAACGACAGCAAUCGUAGUAGCCAAUGGAACAACAGCAUCAACAACUGCAGCAGCAACAACAACUGCAGCAGCAACAACAACUGCAGCAACAACAACUGCAGCAACAACAACUGCAGCAGCAACAACAACUGCAGCAACAACAACUGCAGCAGCAACAACAACUGCAGCGGCAUCAACAACUGCAGCAGCAACAACAACUGCAGCGACAACAACUGCAGCGACAACAACUGCAGCAGCGACAACAACUACAGUGACAACAGCUACAGCAGCAACAACAACUGUAGCAACAACAACUACAAUAACAACAACUGCAGCGACAACAACUGUAGCAACAACAAAUACAAUAACGACAACAACUGCAGCGACAACAACUACAGCAGCAACAACAACUGUAGCAACAACAACUACAGCAGCGACAACAACUGCAGCGACAACAACUACAGCAGCAACAACAACUGUAGCAACAACAACUACAAUAACGACAACUGCAGCGACAACAACUACAGCAGCAACAACAACUGUAGCAACAACAACUACAGUAACGACAACUGCAGCAACAACGACAAUAGCCACGACAACUGUAGCAACAACAAGUACAGUAACGACAACUGUAGCAACAACAACAAUAGCCACGACAACUGUAGCAACAACAAGUACAGUAACGACAACUGCCUCGACAACAGGCAAUAAUAGUGUGUACUGGAAUACAACCGCUUCAUCGCGUGCAGGCACUGGUUCAUCAGGAGUACUUCUGACUCAGUUAUCUUCGCCAACUGGAAUAUUCCUCGAUUCAAGUGAUAAUUUAUAUGUUGCUGAUUCUGGUAGUUAUCGUGUAUUGAAGUAUGCACCAGGUAGUACCAUUGGUACUGUCAUUGCUGGCACAACAAAUGUAUCUGGCACUACCAUGAGUUUAUUUUCUACAGGUAUUCGUUAUAUUUUUGUUGACUCGAGUCAAAACCUCUACGCCGCUGAUACUUUUAAUAAUCGUGUGAUGUUUUGGGCAAAUGGCGCUUCCACCGGUACGAUAGUAGCUGGGGACCGUUCAAGUAUUACGUAA
Adineta steineri is the source of this 1140-nucleotide messenger RNA. NCBI's taxonomy places the organism in Eukaryota, Metazoa, Rotifera, Eurotatoria, Adinetida, Adinetidae. The record is from the annotation of a GenBank genome assembly.